Molecule: messenger RNA, 636 nt
Organism: Meloidogyne enterolobii
Lineage: Eukaryota; Metazoa; Nematoda; Chromadorea; Rhabditida; Meloidogynidae
Source: the annotation of a GenBank genome assembly
AUGUUCGUCUUCGGCUAUGGUUCUCUUCUUUGGAAUCCAAAUUUUUCCUAUGAAUUGGCAAUCCCUGGUGUUGUAAUGGGAUAUUCCCGUCGUUUUUGGCAACUGAGUCCCGAUCAUCGUGGCACUCCUGAUAGUCCUGGUCGAGUUGUAAGCCUGGUUCCAGAUACUGAAGGUUCUUGCUGGGGAAUUGCUUAUAAAAUUCCUGAAGAGCGUGUGCAACAAACUAUUGAAUAUUUGGACAUGAGAGAGCGAGCUGGUUAUGAGUUGCAAAUAGUUGAAUUCUACCCAAUUAAUGGUUCUGAGCCUUUCUCGCUGAAUGUCUAUAUUUCUCCAAUCAGUCGAGAUAAUAUUUACAAUUCUGGUCCUUGUGACAUCAGUGUAAUAGUCAAACAGAUAAUUCGAAGUCGUGGUUGCAGCGGCAGUAAUUUGGAAUAUGCCCUCAGACUUGCUGAUUGCCAAAGACGUAUGGCACCAAAUAUAUUUGAUGAACACUUAUUCCAAAUUGAAUCGAAAUUGUUAGAGGAAUGUGAAUACUUACAACAUGAUGACUCUAUUUUGGAAAAAUUGCAAUAUGAUUUGCCUUAUUUGGCUAAUAAAAAGGGAAAAAGGAAGAGAAAUGAAAGCACUAAAGGUUAA